AUGGUGUUUGACAAAGUUAAGGGAAUAGAAGGUACAGUGUGCAGUAACGCUUGGGAUGAUCGAGAUGCCGAAGUUGUUUGUCGGUAUCUUGGUCUAGGUAGUCCAGCUGUGGCGGAAACUCUGCCAAGGGACUUUGGCUUCAACAGGACAGCGUUUGGUAUACAUUGUCUUGGCAACGAGACUGAUAUUUCGCAAUGUAUUGCCGAUACGUACGAUGUAACUAUGGGAGCAUGUGACCAAAUGGACGAUGCCGUUGUCAAAUGUGGAACGAUUCGAAACGGAUCAAUAUUUUCGCCUUCUGUUAGUACUGCAAGCGUCGUUUCAUCUACACCUAAAUCGAUUUCUUCUAUUAGUACUAGUUCUACUCAACAUCCAAGCACAUCGUUGUCGUCUUUAAGUUCUACAAUAUCACCGAAGGUGAUAGCGUCCUCUUCUUAUUCUAUUACCCCUGUUUCUACUUCGUCAACAAGUGAAAUAACUUCAUCGUCUCCUGCUAAAGCCACUGGUUCUAUUACACCACCGAGUGGAUUGUCUUCCUCGUCUUCUCUAAAUACUACUACUCUGUCACCGAAUGGAGCAACAUCUUUGCCUUCUGCUAUAACUGCCAGUUCAACUUCAUUAUCACAUGGAAUAACGUCUACACCUGCUAGUUCAAGUAAUAUUACCCUAUCACCUAGUCGGACAAGUUCCUCGCCUUCUGGAAGUACUGCCAGUUCUACUCCAUCUAUUUCAUCACCGAGUGGAGUUACUUCCCUUCCGUCUGGAAAUACUGCUGGUUCUACUUCAUCACAGAGUGGAGUACGUUCCUCGCCUUCUGCUAUUACUGCCAAUUCCACUUCAUCGCAAGGUGGAAUUACUUCCCUUCCGUCUGGAAGUACUACUGGUUCUGCUUCAUCACCGAGCGGAAUAACUACCUCCCCCUCCGCUAGUUCAAGCGGUUCUUCUCCAUCCCCAAGUGGAAUACGUUCCUCGCCUUCUGCUAUUACUUCCAAUUCCAAUUCAUCGCAAGGUGGAAUUACUUCCCUUUCGUCUGGAAGUACUGCUGGUUCUACUUCAUCACAGAAUGGAAUAACGUCUACACCUGCUAGUUCAAGCAGUUCUACUGCAUCACCUAGUCGGGCAAGUUCCUCGCCUUCUGGAAGAACUGUCAGUUCUUCUCCAUCUCAGACUGGACUGAUGUCUUCGCCUUCUUCUAGAACUGUCGGUUCUACACCAUCGCCGAACGGAAUAACGUCUACACCUGCUAGUUCAAGUAAUAUUACCCUAUCACCUAGUGGUGUGAGCUCCUCGCCUUCUGGAAGUACUGCCAGUUCUUCGCCAUCUCAGAGUAGAUUGCCGUCUUCACCUUCUUCUAGAACUCUCGGUUCUACUUCAUCACCGAGCGGAAUAAUUACCUCCCCCUCCGCUAGUUCAAGCGGUUCUUCUCCAUCCCCAAGUGGAAUACAUUCCUCGCCUUCUGCUAUUACUUCCAAUUCCACUUCAUCGCAAGGUGGAAUUACUUCCCUUAAGUCUGGAAGUACUACUGGUUCUGCUUCAUCACAGAGUGGAAUAACGUCUACACCUGUUAGUUCAAGCAAUUUUACUUCAUCACCUAGUCGGACAAGUUCCUCGCUUUCUGGAAGUACUGUCAGUUCUUCUACAUCUCAGAGUGGACUACAUUCUUCGCCUUCUUCUAGAAUUGUCGGUUCUACACCAUCGCCGAACGGAAUAACGUCUACACCUGUUAGUUCAAGCAGUUUUACCUCAUCACCUAGUCGGGUGAAUUCCUCGCCUUCUGGAAGUACUGCCAGUUCUUCUCCAUCUCAGAGUGGAUUAACGUCUUCGCCUUCUUCUAGAACUGUAGGUUCUACUUCAUCACCGAGUGGAGUACGUUCCUCGCCUUCUGCUAUUAAUUCCAAUUCCACUUCAUCACAAGGUGGAAUUACUUCCCUUCCGUCUGGAAGUACAAUUGGUCCUGCUUCAUCACAGAGUGGAAUAACGUCUACACCUGCUAGUUCAAGCAGUUCUACUUUAUCACCUAGUCGGGUGAGUUCCUCGCCUUCUGGAAGUAUUGUCAGUUCUUCUACAUCUCAGAGUGGCCUAACUUCUUCGCCUUCGUCUAGAACUGUCGGUUCUACACCAUCGCCGAACGGAAUAACUUCUACACCUGCUAGUUCAAGCAGUUUUACUUCAUUACCUAGUCGGGUGAGUUCCUCGCCUUCUGGAAGUACUGCCAGUUCUUCUCCAUCUCAGAAUGGCCUAACUUCUUCGCCUUCUUCUAGAACUGUCGGUUCUACACCAUCGCCGAACGGAAUAACUUCUACAACUGCUAGUUCAAGCAAUAUUACACCAUCACCUAGUCAGGUGAGUUACUCGCCUUUUGGAAAUACUGCCAGUUCUUCUCCAUCUCAGAGUGGAUUAACGUCUUCACCUUCUUCUAGAACUGUAGUUUCUACUUCAUCACCGAGUGGAAUAACUCCCUCCCCUUCUGGUAUUACUGCCAAUUCCACUUCAUCGCAAGGUGGAAUUACUUCCCUUCCGUCUGGAAAUACUGCUGGUUCUACUUCAUCACCGAGUGGAAUACGUUCCUCGUCUUCUGCUAUUACUUCCAAUUCCACUUCAUCGCAAGGUGGAAUUACUUCCCUUUCGUCUGGAAGUACUGCUGGUUCUACUUCAUCACAGAAUGGAAUAACGUCUACACCUGCUAGUUCAAGCAGUUCUACUGCAUCACCUAGUCGGGCAAGUUCCUCGCCUUCUGGAAGAACUGUCAGUUCUUCUCCAUCUCGGACUGGACUAAUGUCUUCGCCUUCUUCUAGAACUGUCGGGUCUACACCAUCGCCGAACGGAAUAACGUCUACACCUGCUAGUUCAAGCAAUAUUACCCUAUCACCUAGUGGUGUGAGUUCCUCGCCUUCUGGAAGUACUGCCAGUUCUUCGCCAUCUCAGAGUAGAUUGCCGUCUUCACCUUCUUCUAGAACUCUCGGUUCUACUUCAUCACCGAGCGGAAUAACUACCCCCCUUUCCGCUAGUUCAAGCGGUUCCUCUCCAUCCCCAAGUGGAAUACAUUCCUCGCCUUCUGCUAUUACUUCCAAUUCCACUUCAUCGCAAGGUGGAAUUACUUCCCUUAAGUCUGGAAGUACUACUGGUUCUGCUUCAUCACAGAGUGGAAUAACGUCUACACCUGUUAGUUCAAGCAAUUUUACUUCAUCACCUAGUCGGACAAGUUCCUCGCUUUCUGGAAGUACUGUCAGUUCUUUUACAUCUCAGAGUGGACUACAUUCUUCGCCUUCUUCUAGAAUUGUCGGUUCUACACCACCGCCGAACGGAAUAACGUCUACACCUGCUAGUUCAAGCAGUUUUACCUCAUCACCUAGUCGGGUGAAUUCCUCGCCUUCUGGAAGUACUGCCAGUUCUUCUCCAUCUCAGAGUGGAUUAACGUCUUCGCCUUCUUCUAGAACUGUAGGUUCUACUUCGUCCCCGAGUGGAGUACGUUCCUCGCCUUCUGCUAUUAAUUCCAAUUCCACUUCAUCACAAGGUGGAAUUACUUCCCUUCCGUCUGGAAGUACAAUUGGUCCUGCUUCAUCACAGAGUGGAAUAACGUCUACACCCGCUAGUUCAAGCAGUUCUACUUUAUCACCUAGUCGGGUGAGUUCCUCGCCUUCUGGAAGUACUGCCAGUUCUUCUCCAUCUCAGAGUGGCCUAACGUCUUCGCCUUCUUCUAGAACUGUCGGUUCUACACCAUCGCCGAACGGAAUAACUUCUACACCUGCUAGUUCAAGCAAUAUUACUCCAUCACCUAGUCAGGUGAGUUACUCGCCUUCUGGAAGUACUGCCAGUUCUUCUCCAUCUCAGAGUGGAUUACCGUCUUCGCCUUCUUCUAGAACUGUCGGUUCUACACCAUUGCCGAACAGAAUAACUUCUACACCUGCUAGUUCAAGCAGUUUUACUUCAUUACCUAGUCAGGUGAGUUACUCGCCUUCUGGAAGUACUGCCAGUUCUUCUCCAUCUCAGAGUGGAUUACCGUCUUCGCCUUCUUCUAGAACUGUAGGUUCUACUUCAUCACCGAGUGGAGUACGUUCCUCGCCUUCUGCUAUUAAUUCCAAUUCCACUUCAUCACAAGGUGGAAUUACUUCCCUUCCGUCUGGAAGUACUAUUGGUCCUGCUUCAUCACAGAGUGGAAUAACGUCUACACCUGCUAGUUCAAGCAGUUCUACUUUAUCACCUAGUCGGGUGAGUUCCUCGCCUUCUGGAAGUACUACCAGUUCUUCUCCAUCUCAGAAUGGCCUAACUUCUUCGCCUUCUUCUAGAACUGUCGGUUCUACACCAUUGCCGAACGGAAUAACUUCUACACCUGCUAGUUCAAGCAGUUUUACUUCAUUACCUAGUCAGGUGAGUUACUCGCCUUCUGGAAGUACUGCCAGUUCUUCUCCAUCUCAGAGUGGAUUACCGUCUUCGCCUUCUUCUAGAACUGUAGGUUCUACUUCAUCACCGAGUGGAGUACGUUCCUCGCCUUCUGCUAUUAAUUCCAAUUCCACUUCAUCACAAGGUGGAAUUACUUCCCUUCCGUCUGGAAGUACUACUGGUUCUGCUUCAUCACAGAGUGGACUAAUUUCUUCACCUACUUCUAGAACUGUCGGUUCUACUCCAUCGCCGAAUGGAAUAACUUCUACACCUACUAGUUCAGGCAGUUUUACUUCAUCAUCUAGUCGGAUAAGUUCCUCGCCUGCUGGAAGUACUGCCAGUUCUUCUCCAUCGUCGAAUGCAAUAAGUUCGUCACAUUCCUCCCCAUCUGCUAGUACUUAUGUUUCUACUUCAUUUCAAAAUGGAAUGACUUCCUCGUCCUCUGCUAAUACUGCCAGUGUUUCCUUGACGACCAGCAGAACGACAAGAAUUUCUCAAACCACAAUGAACUAUUCCAUGCUCUUUUCUCUCAAUACCGAUAACAGAGUCAUGGUUCAUGAUUUAAGAAAUGGGCAUGUAGGAACAUUAUGUAGUUUUACUUGGGACGACAAAGAAGCCGCAGUUAUGUGCCAACACCUUGGCUUACCUACCCCUGCCGUGGCUUUUGUACUGCCACAAGAUCAGAAUUUCAGUAGAAGUUUGUGGGCAGUCAACUGUUCGGGGAAUGAGCUUGAUGUCUUUGACUGCGAAUUAGCCACAUCUGAUAUCUCAAACGGAAUGUGUGGCAACCUCGGCGAUGCAGCUUUAUAUUGUGGACUCAAGGGUAACACUUCGAUUGAAGUAUCCCUUGAUGUCAGCGGUCGUGUGAUGAUUCAUGAUAACGCUACUGGUGAGACGGGAACACUGUGCAGCAAAACUUGGGACCAAAGGGACGCUGAAGUAAUUUGCUCACACCUCGGAUAUGUCGGCUCAUCUGUCGUGAAAACUUUACCAAGGGACAACAUUUACAACAGGACCGUAUUUGGUAUACAUUGCGCUGGAAAUGAAACAAACAUCAAUCAUUGUUUACUCGAACUAAGUGGCGUAGGCACGUGUGACUCUAUGGCAGAUGCUGCUUUACAAUGCGGAAACGGAACAAAUAACGUGACACCAAACUCAAGUCUUACUUCUACAAGUAAGACUUCAAGUGUUUCUCAGACGUCCACUAUCACCGCUAUACCCCUAGUGACUUCAUCAGGUCCUGCCGGUCCGUCUUCUAGCACACCAACAACAACUGGGACGCCGUCAACUUCAAUACAGCAUACCAUGUCAUCGAUAAGAAACACAUCACCACAAACAGUGGCAAUGACAACGGUAACGACUGGAUCCAGACAGACAAGUGGUACGACGAGGACCGCAACUUCAUCGGCUAUUAGGCAAGGUACAGCUACUUCAAGAACGACAACAGGGAAAUCAGCUACUGCUUCAGCAAUAACCAUACGGCAGACAGCUUCAACUUCAAGCAUAUCAUCAAGCCAGACGGCGACAAAUACUUCAACGGCAAUUACAAAUCAGGCAACGUCUAGUUCAACAGCAACGACACAACCUACUGUGAUCACAUCGACGUCACUUCCGCCCUCUCAGACGACAGCAGGGACUCAGACCAGCACUACCACAGACACAAAUUGUGUUUCUGGUUCCGGGUUUUGUAUGUUUAAUGCCGAUUCCCUGGGAUCCGGAGUGGCGUCCUUGCAUACUCCAUGGGCCUCAGUGAUCCUGUCUGUCCUGUUUGUCUUCAUAAGCCUGUUCCUGAGUAAAUAA
Ylistrum balloti is the source of this 6180-nucleotide messenger RNA. RefSeq names its product serine-rich adhesin for platelets-like. The transcript is spliced from 5 exons. The coding region runs from base 1 to 6180 and encodes 2059 amino acids. The record is from RefSeq and is a predicted model, not a curated record. NCBI's taxonomy places the organism in Eukaryota, Metazoa, Mollusca, Bivalvia, Pectinida, Pectinidae. Gene Ontology annotation, cellular component: membrane.